This is a messenger RNA of Phoenix dactylifera (date palm), 1644 nucleotides long. RefSeq names its product UDP-galactose/UDP-glucose transporter 4. Gene Ontology annotation, biological process: 3'-phosphoadenosine 5'-phosphosulfate transport; transmembrane transport. NCBI's taxonomy places the organism in Eukaryota, Viridiplantae, Streptophyta, Magnoliopsida, Arecales, Arecaceae. Gene Ontology annotation, molecular function: 3'-phosphoadenosine 5'-phosphosulfate transmembrane transporter activity. Gene Ontology annotation, cellular component: endoplasmic reticulum membrane; Golgi membrane. The record is from RefSeq and is a predicted model, not a curated record.
CUCUCUCUCUCUCUCUCUCUCUCUCGCAGGAGCAGGGAAUAGAGAGAACAGGGGAAAGAAGUGAAAACGCCGGCAGAGGAGGUAAAGAGAUCGAAAGAGAAGUGCCAAAUAUAAUACUCGGAGAGAGAGAGAGAGAGAGAGAGAGAGAGAUGUGUUUAUAGAGAGGAGCAGGGAGAAAGGUGGUCGGCAUCUUGUAUGAGUUUCAUCUUUCCUCCUUUGAGGUUUGGAAUUUUGAAAUGAAUAGAUACCGGGGGGAUCCUUUUCUUCGUCUAUGGAGCAAUCCUUUUUGUCUUUGGCGUUUGUUGCUUUAGUGUUUUGAACUCUGAGCUUGUUGUUGUGUUUGUUGUGAAAGAGGGGGAGAAGGAGAGAUGAAGGGAGAGGAGCAGGGGAGGGCUCUGUUUGGGAUAUCACUGACAGAAAGGCCAAAGUGGCAGCAGUUCCUCAUAUGCUCCUCUGGGUUUUUCUUUGGCUACUUGGUCAAUGGCAUUUGUGAGGAAUAUGUCUACAACCGUUUGCAAUUCAGCUAUGGAUGGUACUUCACCUUUGUGCAGGGGUUUGUCUACUUGGGACUCAUACGCCUGCAGGGCUUUACCAUGAAGCAGAUGGUGAACCCAUGGAAGACCUAUAUCAAGCUGUCGGCGGUUCUCAUGGGAUCGCAUGGCCUCACAAAAGGGUCCCUUGCCUUCUUGAACUACCCGGCUCAGCUGAUGUUCAAAUCAACGAAGGUACUACCAGUGAUGAUAAUGGGGGCCUUCAUUCCUGGUCUUCGGCGUAAAUAUCCAGUGCAUGAAUACAUUUCUGCAGUGCUUCUUGUCCUGGGACUCAUCAUCUUCACCUUGGCUGAUGCCCAAACAUCACCCAACUUUAGCGUCAUUGGCGUGGUGAUGGUAUCUGGUGCUCUUGUUAUGGACUCCUUUCUUGGUAAUCUCCAGGAGGCUAUCUUUACCAUGAAUCCUGAAACCACCCAGAUGGAAAUGCUCUUCUGCUCUACAGUUGUUGGCCUACCUUUCUUGAUCCCACCCAUGCUUUUAACUGGGGAGCUAUUCAAAGCCUGGAAUUCUUGCUACCAGCAUCUAUAUGUCUAUGCUGUGCUGGUGUUCGAAGCAAUGGCCACCUUUGUCGGUCAGAUCUCUGUGCUCUCCCUCAUUGCAAUUUUUGGGGCAGCAACUACUGCAAUGGUAACUACAGCGAGGAAGGCAGUCACACUACUGCUAUCUUAUCUGAUAUUCACAAAGCCAUUGACGGGGCAGCACAGCACCGGACUUUUACUGAUCUCCAUGGGGAUCAUCUUGAAACUUCUUCCAGAAUACAAAGACCCUAUUCCUCCUAAAUUCAAACAGCAGCAGCAGCAGCAGCAAGGAUCUCGAGAACAAGAAGAAGAAAAGAGGCCCUUGGUUUGAAGUUGUAUAGAUACUUGCUUUGUGAUCUUGUUCUCUGGUUCAUUUUAGGAGUGUAAUUUCCAGGGGUGUUUGUUUUAUUGUUUAUUGUUUUAUUUUUUUCCCUCCUUUCUUCUAUAUGGUUUUUGAGUUUCCAUUAAUUUAGAUCUUUACGACCAAUUAACAAAUGAGGAAAAUUGUAUAUUUUCCGCAGUCGGAGAACUGGCGUCUCCCGAAUGCUACUAGAGAUGCAGCAAUGCUUAACCUA